UUAUCUUUCUCGGGUUUACCUCCGAUUAACACAGUUUGGUCACCUCUCACAGUUCGCAUUCUUUGGGUCGCCUGCAAGAAAUACAAGGCUCUUUUUAUGCGUAUUAACUAAUCUCAGCAAAGAAACAGGAAAAUGGAGGCUGGGGCAUCGGUCAGUCAUUUUACGAACGACCACCCAUACAAAACGGCUCAAAUGAAGCAGAAGAAGAAGGGCAAAAACCCCAAGGGAAAGCAGUAUCUGCAGCAGGCUGCUGACAUAGUAUAUGCCAAAGGAUCAUCUUUCCAGACCGUGCCCUCUCUCGGCAAAGUGUUGAACAGGAUCAUAGAGCCUAUGCUUGGUCUUCAGUAUGUGUGGGAGUACCGCAGCCCCAGUAAGACAGUGCCGCCGCAUUAUCUGUGCAAAAUUUGCUCGGUGACCCGCUUACUGCAAGAUAUGGUUGCUCACGUGAAAAGCUGGAAACACAACUUGCGAUACUUGAAAAGGGAACACGCUGAUAAGGUCACGUGUGAGGAAGAGGAGUGCGUCAAAGAUGCCACCCUAAGGAAGAAGAUUAAAGAUGUUACAGCGGAAGUGGAGAAGAUGGAGGGGAGAGGACAACUCAAGGUCGCCAUAAAGGAGCCCUGUACCAUACCUGCUUUCAAAGGAUUGCCUACUGCCGUUCCGAAGGCCUUGCCCCCACCAGGACCAGGAAUGGGGCCAAAUGGGCCACCCUUUAGUCCAAUGUUCAAUGAGCAGUCGUUUCACGACGACUUUCCUCCAAAUGAAGGUCCUUACGAAGAAUAUCCUGGGGAAUUUGAGCCAUCAGACUAUGAAGGAUUUCCAUCUGAUCAUGGGUUCCCAGACUCUGGUAUGGGUCCAGGAUCAUAUCCAGAUGGGCCGGGAGAUAACUUUAGAGCCAAUCGCGAACAAGGUCGCUUUAACCCUGAUGAAAUGUUUGACGAGUACCAAAGCCCCACAAUGGGGGGCAGGUUAAUGGACAUAGAUGUGAAGAAGCCGUUUGGCAGACAAAGCCCCAUGCAGCCAACACCAGACAGUGGCUUCGAUUCAAAUGUACUGCUUGAUUACCUGGAUACCUUCCGUAUAGAGAAUGAGAAAGACGCACAGUUGGUGCUGAAGGUGACACAGAAACUAACAGAUCUGCUGAUGGAGUUCAGACUGAGGAGUAUAUCAUCUGCAGGUCCUAGUAUGAGCAGCUUGUCAAUGAACUCCAGUUUCUCCUCAAUGUCCUCUAGCUUGCCAAGAAGCAGUGACAGAUAUUCUCGGCCCUUACCUAAAGGUCCAUCUUGUUACUCUGAUGGUCCCCUCAGAUUCUAGACAUGAGGAUUCCUGCGGUCCUUUUCUUCACUUGGUGUCCAUUAGCAGUGAACAUUCAGGAGUCACUUUUGUUGUACAUAUUAACGCUUUUUAUUUUUUUAUUUUAGUUUAUUAAAAAAAAAACUUCUGAAUCUUUCACUUUUAAGAGUUUUCAGACACUUCUUCUGAUGGAAGCAACAUGUCUCAAAUAAUUGUUCAUUUGAAGUAAACAAUUACAUUCAAG
Molecule: messenger RNA, 1537 nt
Organism: Dunckerocampus dactyliophorus (ringed pipefish)
Lineage: Eukaryota; Metazoa; Chordata; Actinopteri; Syngnathiformes; Syngnathidae
Exons: 12
Coding region: 133-1314 (393 amino acids)
Source: RefSeq, a predicted model, not a curated record